AUGGGUUGCGUAGGCUCAAAACCUGCCGAGGAGGACAAGGAGGCGCUCCAGCGGAAUGCUCGCAUCGAUCGAUCCAUUAAAAGUGACAAGAAGAAUAUGGACCGGACGAUCAAGAUUCUGCUACUAGGAGCCGGAGAGUCUGGAAAGUCCACUAUCAUCAAGCAAAUGCGCAUCAUUCACAGUGGUGGAUUUCCCGACGAAGAACGCCAUCAAACACGCGCUGUCAUCUACUCCAACACUGUCAUUGCCUUCAAGGUUUUGCUAGACAUCAUGAAUGCCGAGAACAUUGAAUUUGAGCGCGAAGAUUCACGGAUCGCAAGCACAAUAUUAGACAAUGAGGAUCCCGAUGUUGGGUCGGAUGAGGCAUUUUCGAAUCUGAAGAUCCGCGAUGCGAUGCACACUAUGUGGCUUGAUCCAGGCGUACAAAAGGCUGUCGUGCGCGGCCAUGAAAUUUUCAAACUGCUCACAACCUUCAGCUUCUAUGAGUCCUUGGAGCGUAUCUUCUCUCCCGGCUGGCUACCUGAUAAUCAGGACAUGCUGCAGGCUCGUCUCCGAACAACAGGUAUUACGGAGACACUGUUUGAGCUUGGUCAGAUGAACUUCCGGAUGAUGGACGUCGGUGGACAGCGAUCAGAACGGAAGAAGUGGAUCCAUUGCUUUGAGGGAGUGCAAUGUUUAUUGUUCAUGGUUGCCCUAUCUGGCUACGAUCAGUGCCUUGUAGAAGACCAGAAUGCGAACCAAAUGCACGAAGCUAUGAUGUUGUUUGAGUCUCUCGUCAACGGCGAGUGGUUCAAGCGUAAGCCUAUCAUCCUUUUCCUGAACAAAAUCGAUCUCUUCAAAGGAAAACUCGCCAUAUCAACCAUCUCCAACCAUUUCCCAGACUACACAGGGUCAAACACAGACUUUGAUGCCGCAGCACGAUAUUUCGCCGAUCGCUUCCGUGGCAUCAACCGGAUUCCAGACCGUGAAAUCUACAUCCACUACACCAAUGCAACGGAUACAACGUUGUUGAAGGCUACCAUGGACUCGGUACAAGACAUGAUUAUUCAGAAGAAUCUUCAUACCUUGAUACUAUAA
Molecule: messenger RNA, 1077 nt
Organism: Penicillium taxi
Lineage: Eukaryota; Fungi; Ascomycota; Eurotiomycetes; Eurotiales; Aspergillaceae
Product: guanine nucleotide-binding protein subunit alpha
Exons: 5
Coding region: 1-1077 (358 amino acids)
Biological process (GO): G protein-coupled receptor signaling pathway
Cellular component (GO): heterotrimeric G-protein complex
Molecular function (GO): GTPase activity; GTP binding; G-protein beta/gamma-subunit complex binding
Source: RefSeq, a predicted model, not a curated record